AUGCCAGUCAUGGUCAAGAUCAUUGUGGCUGCCUUGUCAGCCGGUGUCGCUUCUGCUUUCGGCACCAUCUCCGAGUUUCCGACAGUGAUGACCAGUCUCAUGGAUCACAGCGUCGAUCCGUGCACCGACUUCUUUUCGUAUUCGUGCGGGACGUGGUACAAUAAAACCACCCUCGACGCCAACCAAAGUACUAUCAAUGUGCCCACUGUGCUUGAGGCUGCGGCGGACAAGGUGAUUGAAAAGUUGUUGAACGCCAAGCUGCCUAAACUCGCCGAGUUCUAUGACGCGUGUAUGGACACUGCCACUUUAGACACCUUGGGCUUGGCUCCCAUCGAAGUUCACCUCAAGGCCAUCCGCAGCGCCAACUCGACCGGCGAAGCCAUCUUUCGCGGCGCAACCAUCUCCAAGGCCAUCGGCGUACCAAUGUUCGUGAAGCUGUCGGUCUCUCCUGACGCCGUCGAAACUACCCGCAACGUCUUGAGUGCCAAACACUCGGAAUUCCCGUUUGACCGAAAAUACUUCUACGGAUCACAGUGGGCCAAUAUUGAAGAGCCGUACCGCAACUACAUUGCCUCGAUCUUCACGCUGGCCGGUCACGCGAAGGCGCAGGCGGAGGCGGCCACCAAGGUCGUGUUAAAUUUUUUACGCACUAGUGCCGGGGUAGAUCUGUCCAAUCGCAGACUCCAAUCGGCCGUGGCGUCCAACGAUAUCGAGUUGUCGCUCAGCGCCGCCAACGCGUUGUACCCACGGACGGUAGGUCUCCAAUUGCAAGGGUUUGGGUUCGACGUCCGCGAAGGGUCCAACACGACCACGGUCGUUGUGAAGUUGCACCGUUAUUUGGAGGGUUUAGACUGGUUGCUAAGCGACAUGUCCGUCGACGACCUCAAGACCAUUAUCGAGUACAAAGUGCUCGACUUCAACGCGCCGUUCCUGUCAACACUGUUUGUGAAAGCACACUCGGACUUCUAUGACAAGGUGAUUAAAGGCCUCAAAGAACCCCCGUCGCGGGCCAUGAUCUGCCGCACUCAGGUGGAGACGUCCAUUGGCGAACUGCUGGGCUCGUACUAUCUCAAGGAAGUGUGGACGCGCAAGACCGCCGCGGAGGCUAACUUGCUCGUGUUGAAGCUGGAAGCGGCCUUCAAGACCAGGCUGGACAGCGCGAAAUGGCUCGAUGACGCAACUCGGGCCAACGCACAGGAGAAGUUGUCCCAUCUCACCCACCUCUUGGGGGGGCCUAAGAAUCCCAAGACAUACCCCACCUUGACGUUUGACCCCAAGGCAUACAUUGCCAACCUGAACAAGGUGUCUGCGUUCGACACUACUUUCAACCUAGCUCUUAUCGACACUGCCGUGGACAAGCAUCUUUGGAACAAACUUGCGCUAGCCCUGAAUGCGUUCUACCAGCCUUCGAAGAACAGAAUCGUGAUUCCCGCCGCCUACUUGCAACCCCCGUUCUUCGAUGCCAAGGCGGACCCGUCCGCGAACUAUGGCGCCAUUGGCUUUAUCAUCGGCCACGAAAUCUCCCACGGCUUCGACAACCAUGGCAGAAGAUACGACGGCAACGGCAAAAAGAAACCGUGGUGGACGGAAACCACGUGGAAACAAUUCAGCGAAAACUCCGAGUGCUUCGUCGAGCAGUAUGGGUCCAUGGACGUCAAAAGCGAGCUCACGGGGAAAUUGCUCGGCAAGUUGGACGGCAAAAUGGCAUUGCGGGAAACCCUCGCUGACAAUGGGGGGCUUAACACUGCGUACCGGGCGUACCGAGACUACGUGCACGCUGAGGCCGAAGCCACCAAGUACACCAAGGAAGCAGGCGAAAAGAUGUUUUGGAUCAGGUACAGCCAAUCAUGGUGCGAAAAGAACAGCGAUGCGCUCCUCCAGGCUCUGCUCACCGACGUACACCCCCCUGGUCGCCACCGCUUGAUCGGGUCGGUUCAAAACUCGGUCGAUUUUGCCAAAGUGUUCAACUGCCCUGUGGACUCGCCCAUGAACCCGACCAAGAAGUGUGUUAUGUGGUAA
Aphanomyces astaci is the source of this 2019-nucleotide messenger RNA. RefSeq lists its product as hypothetical. Lineage: Eukaryota; Oomycota; Saprolegniomycetes; Saprolegniales; Verrucalvaceae. The coding region runs from base 1 to 2019 and encodes 672 amino acids. Gene Ontology annotation, biological process: protein processing. Gene Ontology annotation, cellular component: plasma membrane. The transcript has a single exon. The record is from RefSeq and is a predicted model, not a curated record. Gene Ontology annotation, molecular function: metalloendopeptidase activity.